AUGUCUGUGGAAGAAGCAGUGACGGAUGCACUCCAGACGCCAAUGGACCAGAAUGCGCAAGCCGCUGAAGAGGCCAAGAAGAUGCUAGCUGAGUUAGAAGGUGACGCUGCUCCAAAAGACGAGCCCGAGCAAACAAAUGGCACUGCAGAGUCGAAACCAGCAGAGGAGGACGCCCCAAAAGAGACCGAGAAUGCUUCUGCGAAAGAGACUGCGACCGAGGAGAAGGAAGGUACAGAGAACAAACGUGAUCGUCGGGACCGGGGUCGAUCAGAUAACAAUCAUCGUGGUCGGGGUCGGAACCAAGGUCAAGGUCGUCACAACAACCACAACUCCCGGUCUUACCGUGACAAUAUCAAGUCCGAUCUCACGACGCUAGAGGAGACUGAUGACCCAGUCGCCAUUCGGAAACAGGUAGAGUUUUACUUCUCGGACUCAAACCUCCCGAAAGACAAGUUCCUCUUCGCGCAGACUGGCGGUGUUGAGAACAAACCUGUCGACCUGCGAGAAAUUCACAAGUUCAAGCGCAUGCGCCGCUUUCAGCCUUUCGAAGCUAUUGUCGAAGCGCUUCGGGAAUCCAAGACACUCGAACUCACCGACGAUGACACCCACGUGCGCCGAAAGGACCCGCUCCCAGAAAACUUUUUCGACGCUGUUGCGCAAGCAGCUGACCCCCGUACGGUGUAUGUAAAGGGCUUCGGCGAGGAGACUGCGAGCACUCAAUUCGAUAUCGAGGCAUUCUUUGAUCCAUAUGGCCCCACCCGGGCCGUCCGGCUCAGGCGAAACGACGAGAAGUUCUUCAAGGGCAGUGUCUUUGUGGAGUUCGAGACAGAAGAGUUGGCGCAAUCGUUCCUGGCCCUGGAUCCCAAACCGAAGUACCAGGGUAAGGAUCUCCUCAUCAUGAGCAAGACAGAGUAUACUAGCAAGAAGACCGCGGAUCUCAAUGCGGGCAGAAUCACGUCAAACAACAAAUAUGAUAAGGGCGGCAGACGAGAUCGUAACAACCACCGCGGUGGGCGAGACGGCGGCAAGCGCAAGAGGGACGAAGAUAAUCGAGAUUGGAGAACGCGUCGGGACGAAGAUCAGAAACGCGGUUUCAGGGAUGACAAGCGACGAGGUGACCGAGGUGGUCGCGAAUCCCGAGGUGACAGAAACAAAGGGCCUGAAACAGACGAAAAUGGCAUUCCGACAAUCAAGACAACCCCCUUGAAGAACGAUAGUGGUCGUGAAGAAGCCCUGGCCAAGGCGAAAGCGGCAGUUGAAGCCGAAAACAAGAAAGAACAGGCGGCUGUGGACGAAGUUGAGUCGACCGAGCAAAGUGGCCAUGCUGAUGCCGCUUCAAAGACCGUCAACACUGUCGCAGAAAGCAUCCAGGCUGAUGCAGAAGCGACUGCUGGGAAGAAGCGAGCACGAGAAGAAGAUGACGCGGAAGCCGAGCGAGAGGCUAAGAAAGUGGAUGUCAAAUCCGAGGGCGUUGCGGCUGAGGGCGACUCAUAG
Molecule: messenger RNA, 1494 nt
Organism: Fonsecaea nubica
Lineage: Eukaryota; Fungi; Ascomycota; Eurotiomycetes; Chaetothyriales; Herpotrichiellaceae
Exons: 3
Coding region: 1-1494 (497 amino acids)
Biological process (GO): RNA processing
Cellular component (GO): nucleus
Molecular function (GO): mRNA binding
Source: RefSeq, a predicted model, not a curated record